Hypoxylon trugodes is the source of this 249-nucleotide messenger RNA. RefSeq lists its product as uncharacterized. Bases 1 to 249 code for a protein of 82 amino acids. The record is from RefSeq and is a predicted model, not a curated record. The transcript has 2 exons. Lineage: Eukaryota; Fungi; Ascomycota; Sordariomycetes; Xylariales; Hypoxylaceae.
AUGAACAAGCCGGAGGGGAACCGCUCAGACGGUGUUCGCGAGUAUGGGUCUUCCCCCCCGUGGCUUGCAUCCGAGGGGAGGACGAGGCUCCUAAUCGGGACACCGUGGGCAAGCAUAGUUGUUACCGCAGUAGUCGUGGGUGCCGAAGUCGACCGCCUUGCAGCAAAACGUGCAGCAUUGGUUGACGAGAGGUUGAUCCUCCUUGACGCACAUGGUGACGGACAGGUAGCCGAAAGAGGCUUAGAGUAG